AUGGCAGCCGCAAUCAAGUCCGGUCUUGAAAGUGCCCUCAACAAGCUCUCCCUCGGCGGAGAUUCUGAUAUUAGAGCUCCUUCUCCGGAGGCUGUCAAAGAAUUGAAGCAAAAGUUUGCAGAAGUCGGCCAAGAGCACGUUUUUGCAUUUUUUGAUGAUUUGACUGUCACUGAGAAGGCUGCCCUUUUCCAGCAGUUGUCAAAGAUGGACCCCAAGAGGAUUUCUAUCAUUACCAAAGAAGCACUCUCUCCACCUCCACCAGCUGAGACUCCGGUAGUCGAGCCCCUUCCUGAAUCCGCAACAGCUUCCAUCCUCGAUAGCGCCUUAUCUGAUAUCGAGUCAUGGAAUGAACAUGGUCUCGAGCUGAUUGGAAACAACAAGGUGGCAGUAGUCCUCAUGGCUGGUGGCCAGGGGACCCGUCUCGGCUCCAGUGCCCCUAAGGGUUGUUUCGAUGUCGGCCUACCCUCAAAGAAAUCCCUUUUCCAGCUUCAGGCCGAGCGUAUUCUUCGUGUACAAACCCUUGGCGCAAAGAAAGUCGGCAAGGACAAGGCUGUUGUGCCUUGGUACAUCAUGACAUCAGGACCCACUCGUGGCCCUACAGAGAAAUUCUUCCAAGAAAACGAUUUCUUUGGGCUUGAGAAAGAGAAUGUCGUCUUCUUUGAGCAGGGUGUCCUACCCUGCAUUUCGAAUGAGGGUAAAAUCAUCCUCGAAUCAAAAUCAAAGGUUGCUGUCGCUCCUGAUGGCAACGGUGGGAUCUACCAGGCCCUUAUCACUUCAUCCGUCCUUACCGACCUUCGUGCAAGGUCUAUUGAGCAUGUCCACGCAUACUGUGUCGACAACAGUCUCGUCAAGGUGUGCGAUCCAGUAUUCAUAGGAUUCUCCGCAUCAAAAGAUGUCGACCUUGCCACUAAGGUGGUCCGCAAACGAAACGCUACCGAGUCUGUGGGUCUCAUAAUCCUGAAAAACGGAAAGCCCGAUGUUGUUGAAUAUUCCGAAAUCGAUUCCGAGACUGCAGAAGCUCUCGACGAGAAGAACAAGAGUAUCCUCAAAUUCCGCGCUGCGAAUAUUGUCAACCAUUACUACUCAACCCGCUUUUUGGAGACUAUUCCUGAGUGGGUACAUAGUCUGCCUCAUCAUAUCGCAAGGAAGAAGAUUCCUUAUUGUGACACUACAACUGGAGAGCAGUUUAAGCCUGAAAAGCCAAACGGCAUCAAGCUUGAACAGUUCGUAUUUGAUAUCUUUCCAAGGAUUCCACUGUCUCGUUUUGCCUGUCUUGAAGUGAAGCGUGAGGAUGAAUUUUCGCCCCUCAAGAACGCCAGGGGAACUGGAGAGGAUGACCCAGACACCAGUAAGAGAGACGUUCUCAGGCAAGGAAAGAAGUGGAUGGAAGCUGCCGGGGCGACUGUGACAAGCGAGACAAAUGAAGAGGAUACUGGCGUUGAGGUUUCUCCUCUGGUGUCAUAUGCUGGUGAGGGGCUAGAGCGUUUUGCGGGCAAAGAGAUCAAGGCCCCAGCAGUUAUCGAGAAGGAAUAG
Morchella sextelata is the source of this 1533-nucleotide messenger RNA. RefSeq lists its product as uncharacterized. Gene Ontology annotation, molecular function: UDP-N-acetylglucosamine diphosphorylase activity. The record is from RefSeq and is a predicted model, not a curated record. The coding region runs from base 1 to 1533 and encodes 510 amino acids. Gene Ontology annotation, biological process: UDP-N-acetylglucosamine biosynthetic process. The transcript is spliced from 4 exons. Lineage: Eukaryota; Fungi; Ascomycota; Pezizomycetes; Pezizales; Morchellaceae.